UCCAGCUCAAGAACAAGAAGAAGAAAAAAAAAAGCAAAAUGCGUUCAGAGUUGAUCUUUUUGUCCGCCAUCCUCUUCACAGUUUCACAGGCAGCAGUUUUGGAUCUAUCUACAGGAAUGAUCUAUCGUCUCCGAAGAUCAACAUCAGAACCUGCAGAAGAAGCACAGACCAUCAACAAAGAAGAGCAGCUUGAAUCUCUUGAACCUCCAAAAGCAAAUCUCCGUGGAGGGUGCGGAUGCGCUGACAAAAAUAAUUGUGGGGAUACCGUCGCAGUGCCUGCCGUGGCAUCCAUCAUCAUCUAUGGGCCUAAAAUGGAUGAGUACUGGGCUUGCCUUAGUAAUUGCAUUAACCAACCCCCAUGCAUUCCAUGCGACAAAUGUUGACCAGAACAAUCACAUGCCUUGAGUGAAAAAAAAGAAAAAAAAUUGCAAAUUUGACAACUCUUUCAUAUUUUAGAGCAUACAUAUAUUUUUUCCAUGAGCCUCUUUUGUGGUAAAGUCGUCAAGAAAUUCCAGAUGUUUCAUUUGAAAAAAGUCAAUAUAAAAAUCUGUAUUAAUUUCAAUUUGUAUGCAGUGACUGAGAAUUGUGUGAGUGUCGAUGUUGAGCCAUUUUUAUUGGCUUUAUGAAUUCGGUAUUAUCACAGAACUUAUAUUGUUUGUACUGUUUAAAACAAAUAAAACUCAUUACUUGAAUAA
Neocloeon triangulifer is the source of this 695-nucleotide messenger RNA. RefSeq lists its product as uncharacterized. The transcript is spliced from 2 exons. The record is from RefSeq and is a predicted model, not a curated record. Lineage: Eukaryota; Metazoa; Arthropoda; Insecta; Ephemeroptera; Baetidae. Bases 39 to 383 code for a protein of 114 amino acids.